AUGGAGACUAGAAACGACACGUCCGACCCCUUCGAGGACGUCCUCAACCUCGAGGAGCGCUUCUACUCAGAAGGCUACCAACUAGGCCUCAAGGAUGGCAUCAAAGCGGGCCGCAUCGAAGGCCGGUCCUUUGGCAUGGAGAAGGGAUUCGAAAAGUUCCUCGAGAGCGGCCGCCUAGCAGGAAAGGCUGUCGUUUGGGCAAACCGCAUGCCACCGAAAGACGGAUCUAGCUCGGCCUGCACGUUACCACCACUGCCGAGGAAUGCAAGGCUAGAAAAGAACGUCAACACCUUGUACGCUCUCGUCGAGCCAGACACACUCUCGACGGAAAACUCGGAUGAUGCGGUUCAAGACUUUGACGACCGUAUCAAGAGGGCGCAGGGAAAGGCCAAGAUUGUUGAACGAAUGGCAGGUGGUGGUGGGAGGGAGUCGUCCGGACCAUCUUCAACGCCAUAG
Fusarium keratoplasticum is the source of this 456-nucleotide messenger RNA. RefSeq names its product Yae1-N domain-containing protein. The transcript has a single exon. The record is from RefSeq and is a predicted model, not a curated record. Bases 1 to 456 code for a protein of 151 amino acids. Lineage: Eukaryota; Fungi; Ascomycota; Sordariomycetes; Hypocreales; Nectriaceae.